AUGGCCUACCAGCCGCCGUACGCCCAUCCGUAUCCACCGGGGUUUGGUUACUCCGUGCCACCACCAAUGCAGCCACCACCAAUGCAGCCACCAUCAAUGCAGCCACCAUCAAUGCAGCCACCAUCAAUGCAGCCACCAUCAAUGCAGCCACCAUCAAUGCAGCCACCAUCAAUGCAGCCACCACCAAUGCAGCCACCAUCAAUGCAGCCGAUUCAACGUCCUCCGCUCGGCACGGAGCAGGAUGCGUUGCAGUGGUUUCAAAUGGUGAGUCGGUCGAGUGGGGGUCGUAUUGGUGUUCCAACGCUCAAUUCCGCCCUGAGCGUGGGCGGGCAUAGUUUCAGUUACGCGACCACGGAGCGUCUCCUUUCCAUGUUUGACUCUAAUGUUGACGGAAUGCUUAAUUUAACAGAUUUCCUGGAAUUUCAGCGUUACUUUCAAACAAUGCGGGAUGCUUUUAACUAUCGUGACACAAGUCGCAGCAGUCGUCUAGAAGGGGAUGAGGUGCGUGCGGCGCUUUCUGCUCAUGCAUACCAGAUAUCUGAUGAAGUAUUUCAGUAUUUGAUGCGGCGUUUUGAUCGUAGAAAGCAGGGAGCUCUUGGUCUGGAUGACUACAUUGAAAUGUCUCUUUUUGUCGCCAAGGCCAAUGAUGUUUUCCAAGCUGAGUCUCAAGGGAAAGCCACUGCAACAUUCGACUUUGGUACAUUUCUUAAGGCAGGGGUUUUUCUGGUUUGA
Molecule: messenger RNA, 732 nt
Organism: Trypanosoma rangeli
Lineage: Eukaryota; Euglenozoa; Kinetoplastea; Trypanosomatida; Trypanosomatidae
Product: programmed cell death 6 protein
Exons: 1
Coding region: 1-732 (243 amino acids)
Molecular function (GO): calcium ion binding
Source: RefSeq, a predicted model, not a curated record